CACAGCUCGCUUCCAUAAGAUCAAUAUCAGCCAGCAAUCGAACCGUGGAAAAUGGUCAAGAAUUGCGAAUUGUGUGUAAGGUGGCCGGCAGGCCGCCACCCAAGGUGACAUGGUUUAAGGAUCAUCGAUCAAUAAAUCGAAAUCGUAAACUGUAUCAGUUUAUACACUACAAGAAGAGAUCUGAACUAAUAAUACGUUCAUUCAAUACCUCUGAUGCGGGUCGUUAUGAGUGUCGAGCAAAAAACAAGGUUAAUCGAAAUAUAGAACGCAGAACCAUUGUCAUCAAAGCGUAUCCAGUCGUCCAACGCUUUGAUCCAAAUCCCCGAGGUGCUGGCAACGCCUGUCCCGAUGAUGCCUCUGAGUUUUGUUUUAAUGGAGGAACCUGCAAGUUCUUCUCUGAAAUCAGUUCCUAUUCGUGCAUAUGUCCUGAAGGCUUCAUUGGUGAAAGAUGCGAUCGCAAGGAAGUCAACAAUCCCAAUUUCAUGUUGCAAUCUACCGCCAAAUACACACCUUUAAUUAUUUGAAAUGACUUCUUUUUUU
Molecule: messenger RNA, 540 nt
Organism: Musca vetustissima
Lineage: Eukaryota; Metazoa; Arthropoda; Insecta; Diptera; Muscidae
Gene: vn
Product: protein vein
Exons: 5
Biological process (GO): synapse organization; homophilic cell-cell adhesion
Cellular component (GO): plasma membrane; axon; neuronal cell body
Molecular function (GO): axon guidance receptor activity
Source: RefSeq, a predicted model, not a curated record